AUGAUUUUAAAACGAAUAAAUAUUAAUUUUCUGACAAAACUUUCUUCCCAACUAGUAGAUUAUAUAACUUGUUUAGAAUGCUGCAAAUAUUAUAUUGCACCAGCCACAGCUGUGUGUGGACAUUCUCUAUGUCUUGGGUGUUGGCGAGGCAGACGAAAAUGCCCUACAUGUGCAAUUCCUGUGGAAAAGAAAAAUUUACAAUUAAAUCUUCCAUUGCAAAAUACAACUGAACAUGUUCAUUUGCUUGUGAAAGCUUUGGAAAAGCAGUUUAACAUAAAAGUGGAUGAAUUUGCCUUGGAUGCACCAAACGAAAAACGACAAGAAGAAGUUUCAAAUAAAAAUGUGAAAGACUGGUUGGCAAAUUCCCAAAAUCAUUUUUCUGCUCCUAUCAGCUCUCAAUCAACGCAAGAUAUAGAUCCACACAUAGAAUAUAUAACUAGUGAAAUACAAGUUCAUACUACAAAUGUAAAGACUAAGAGUCCAGGUAAAAAACUUUAUGUGCCUGUUCCUCAAGUUGAUUAUGAUAAAAUUGAAGAAAUUACAGAAAGUGAAGAAUUUUCGUUUGCAAAACAGCAACAUGUUGCAGACCUAAUGGCCUUACAACCAUCUGUUUUUGAUGACAGUGAAUACACUACACAAAAUCCACGUAGAAGUUCGAGAAAAAAAGAUAAAAGUAGUAUUUUAAAAGGAUCUGUAACUGAAGAUGUUACUGAGAAGAUUAGUGCUAAAACAUCAACCGUUCAAUCCUCCAAACCAUCUAGUAAAAUGAAACAAACGUGGAAUAAUGUAAAGAAAAUGAGAAAAGAAUUUGGUAGAUUAAAUAAGGAAAAUAGAAAUAAAUUAAAUGUAUCUAUUGAAAUGUGCAAAAAAACUCAAGUUUCUAAUUGCAAAACAAAACUAUUUGAUAAGGAAAAAUCACCAUCAUCACCAACACCAGAUAUUAUUGAAGCUGUUACCCCUAAUAUUCCCCCUGCAGUUAAAGAGUCUGAAAAUCGUCCUUUAAUAGACAAACACAAUACAAUACAAAAUACUGUUAAUGAUAAAUUACAUAUAAAUACAGAAUUGAGUUCAAGACCAGCAAUGUUAAUAAAACAUCUUAACCAGGAAAAUGCUGAAGCAGUGGCAAAGGGUAGUAAAUGUAAUUUGGUAAACAAUAAAAUAUCGAUUCCUGAAGAAAAAAUAUUAAUCCCACAAGAACAAAAAAAUACUCCAAUGGAUAUUGAAAACAGAUGUACCCAUGAAAUAUUGAUAGAAAACCCAAGGGUAAAAUUCUUUAAAAAAAGUGCUUUACAGGUUAAAACAAAAGAAAAGAUUGAGGAAUUAAAAAACGAAGAUUGUAGUGAGAUUAACACAGAAGAUAUCGAAAUUUCAAUUAAAAUUGGUAAAACUGUAACAAAUAUAUUAAUAAAGAAAAAUGAGAAUGAUGUCCGAUUUAAAAUUAAUAAAGAUCGUGAAGUACAAACUUCUUUAGAAAAUAAUAAUAAUAUUAAUAACUUCACUCAAACCUCAGAGUGUAAUAAAGAAGAAACUGAUGUUAUACAAAACAACAAUAUUGAUUUAAAUGAAUCUAAAUGCACUAAUAAUACACAAGCGAAAAUUGUUCAAUCGUGUAAAAUACCUCUACCAAACCAAAAUUUACAUAAAUCAAGUUCAACAAAGAAAAAUACUGCAUCUGCAGAUACUGUAACUGCACAAUUCGAAAUAACUAAAAGUGUUGAAAAAGAAUUAUCGGACAUUAUGGAAUGUGUUGAAAGUGAAAGUAUACAAAAUGAAUAUCUGAAAAAAGGCCUAACACCUAUGAGACAAAAUAUAAAUAAAACUGCAGUUCAAAAUUUGCAAAGUUCGUCACAAAAAGAAAAUAUUCGCGAUGACUAUGAUUUAGACAUUUUUGAUUGUGAAUCUUUAAAAGCAUCUAGUGUUCAGUUACUUAAAACAUCAAAAAAUGUAGCUUCAAAAAUUUUAGUAUCAACGCAAAACAAGUAUAAACAAAAGCAAUCAGAUAAAAGAGUCCGAGAUAUAAAUAGCGACGAAAACUUACCUGUAAAUAAAAAACAAAAGAUGUCACCUGAAUAUGAAAAUAUUCAAGUUGAAAAAGUAAAUAAAAUUGUUCACGAAAAUUCUAAAGCAGCAUUAAAUGAAAGUGAGUGUAACACUUAUGAUAUUGUUAUGGACAAAGUAUUUGCUAAUAUUGACGCAGACAUUGAAAACUAUGAAGUCUCAAACAAAAUUAAAAAUACACAUGAUCGAAAAAAAGUCUGUGACUCUGAAAUUGAAAAUCCAAAGUACAGUGAAAAUAUUUUUUCAGUUGCGGAAAAUGAUUAUAAUGAUCAAUCGAAGGUGUUAAAUAGUCAAAUGGAGAAAGCUACUCACCAAAAUAAAGAUCCGUUGGCACCAAACUUAUGCCGAGAAUUUGCUUCAGUACAUAAAGGAGAUAGAGAAACUGAAGACUUAGAAAUGGUGGAAUUAGGGACACCAUUCCACGAAAGUGAUGAUUCUGACAGGAGUGUAGUUGAAGAAACCCCACAUAAAAGUGUUUCCAUUCCGAAAACAAGCAAGCGUAAAACGGAAGAACUGUCGUGUCAAGUGGAAAGUGAAAACAAACAAUUGAAUACAUUAAAUGUUAUUGGGAAAAAAGAGAACACAAAAAGUGUUAUUAGUUUAUCUGAUAGUGUUACAGAUUUGUCUAAAACAAAAGAAAACACUGUCGAAGAAAAGAACAAAGACAGAAGAACUCUCGAAACGUCGUUGUCAAUAGACGUAUUUGUGGACCAAAUAAAGUAUAAAUCCACUCCAAUGGUUCGAAGGUCGUUAAAUUUUAAUCGCGAAAACAUCGAAGAAAAUAAUCUUGAACAAACCCUAUGUCCAAGUCCGAUCGCAGUGGCCACAACUACUCAAGAGAAGGAAUUCAUGAAUGAAAUUUUUGAACAAAGUCCAAAUUUACUAGUACAUAAAGCGUUUCCCGUAUUGAAUCGCACAAAUCGCCCCACAAAUUUUUGCAUUGCUGGUUCAUGUCUAACAGCCAGCGAAAUAACAAAAUUGAAGCUUCUUUGCAAAGAAAGAGAAUGGAACUACGUAGACAAAUAUACAAAGGAGUUAACCCAUUUAGUUGUUAGUGUGGAUGAAGAAAAUAGAUCACAAAGAUCUGUAAAAUAUAUGUGCGCGCUGGCAGCAGGAAAAUGGAUAAUUAGUUAUGCAUGGGUAGAAAAAUGCAUCGAAACGAAAACCGUGGUAUCGGAGGAACUGUACGAAACGUUAGACGGCACAGGAGAGCCGGGUCCGCGACGUUCGCGCCUCGCCAAACAGAAGCUGUUUCGGGGCAUCACUUUUUACUGCAUGCAGCCAUUUAGCGUGCUUAAUGUCGACACUUUGAAGGACAUUCUGGAUUCAGCGGGUGGUCGUGUAGUGAGCGAAGCCAGUGAAGUGCGAGUCGUUGAUGAGAAGCCAGUUUUGUUGCUGGCCGAGCCCGAGCAUACGCAGGAGGAUCGAUUCAUAUAUCUCGCAAUGGAGCUCAAGGUCGUGCCGGUGAAUUUUGAGUGGGUAUUGAACUGCCUAGGCAGUUACACCCUGACCUCCAUCCAUGAUCUAUUACUAUGCCCACCUUCGCUUCUACCUCCAAUUACUAGUAAAUGGCCUACGCCAUUACUCGCCCGUGAUUAUGACUAG
Messenger RNA from Parnassius apollo (apollo), 3663 nucleotides. NCBI's taxonomy places the organism in Eukaryota, Metazoa, Arthropoda, Insecta, Lepidoptera, Papilionidae. The record is from the annotation of a GenBank genome assembly.